Dothidotthia symphoricarpi CBS 119687 is the source of this 5225-nucleotide messenger RNA. RefSeq lists its product as uncharacterized. Gene Ontology annotation, molecular function: transmembrane transporter activity; phosphatidylinositol-3,5-bisphosphate 5-phosphatase activity. Gene Ontology annotation, cellular component: intracellular membrane-bounded organelle. Bases 116 to 5098 code for a protein of 1660 amino acids. The record is from RefSeq and is a predicted model, not a curated record. The transcript has 4 exons. NCBI's taxonomy places the organism in Eukaryota, Fungi, Ascomycota, Dothideomycetes, Pleosporales, Dothidotthiaceae. Gene Ontology annotation, biological process: phosphatidylinositol dephosphorylation; transmembrane transport.
UUCCAAUCUCUUUCAUUGUCGCGUUCAAUCGCGUUGCCAGGCUUCUUAAUGUAACCACCAUCAGCAACCUCUUGCAAAAACACAAUCCAUUGGAGCUCUGCAGCCAAUCGACACAAUGCCUCCCUCCUCGUCGCGCCGCGAGUCAGCAUCGAACAGUACAGACGGCAGCUCCCCGAAGUUCACGCCGUCGCCGCGCUCGUCGAAUUCCUCGAACAGCCUACCCGAGACUAGCGAGCCGAAAUCCUACGAAUUGCGACCGCUUGCUUCGAAUACCCUCGAUACAUCUAGAGACGAUGAAGAUGAGGACCUUAUACCGAGGCAACGGCGCGGUUCCGUGGACUCGGUGCAAAGCUUUGAGCUGUAUACUCCAGAUGAAGACAAGCAGGUUUUGCGGAAACUGGAUAGGAGGCUGGUGCUGUUUAUGGCGCUACUGUAUUGCUUGAGCUUCCUGGAUCGGUCGAAUAUAGGAAAUGCUCGCAUAGCUGGGUUGGCUGAUGAUUUGAAAUUGAGCUCCAAUCAGUAUGAGUGGCUGCUUUGGGCUUUUUAUAUCACGUAUAUUGCGUUUGAGUGGAUGACGCUCAUGUACCGUAUAGUACCGCCCCAUAUCUACAUCUCUAUUUGUAUCCUAUCCUGGGGUAUAGUUGCGUCGCUUCAAGCGUUGUCGACUUCAUUCGGCUUCCUCCUCGUGCUGCGAGCACUUCUCGGCAUUGGCGAGGCUGCUUUUGGACCCGGCGUGCCUUUUUACCUCUCGUUCUUCUUCAGACGGCAUGAGUUGGCCUUUAGGACCGGUCUGUUCAUCUCCGCAAGCCCACUCUCGGCAUCCUUUGCAGGAGCUCUAGCUUGGCUUAUUACCAAAGUCGGCAAGCACAGCCCCUUGAGUCCUUGGAGACUUCUGUUCUUGCUCGAGGGCUUCCCUAGCGUACUUGUGGCGGUGUGGGCGUGGGAUUUUGUGCCAGAUGGUCCAGGUGUCGUGAAAUGGUUGACGCCACGGCAAAGGAGAGUUGCUGUGUUGAGGUUGAGACAAGAGAAAGAAGAUGAGGAAGAGGAACACUUUGAUGAGAAACAUGCUGGAAAAGGGAAGAGCAAAGUCAACUUCCGCGAAGUUCUCCAGACGUUGAAGGACCCCAAGUGCUACCUCACUGCUUUCAUGUUCUUCAGCUGCAACGUCGCAUUCAGCUCAAUGCCCGUGUUUCUGCCAACAAUAAUUCGCGACAUGGGAUAUGAAUCAAUCACAGCGCAAGGUCUUUCGGCACCUCCCUAUCUGUUCGCGUUUGUCGUAGUCCUCGCAACGGCGUACUAUUCAGAUCGUCUACAGUCUCGCUCGACGUUCAUCAUGCUGCACUCCCUACUUGCGACCCUUGGCUACACUAUCAUCGCAAUCUCCGGCUACUACGAACUUCCUAACACAAUGGUCCGCUACAUGGCGCUCUACCCCGCCAUUGCGGGCUUCUUCUCAGUAAUCACCAUCAUCAUUACCUGGACGAUCAACAACCAAGAGAGUGAUAGCCAGAAAGGAACUGGGAUGGCGAUUCUGAACAUCAUUGGGCAGAUGGGGCCUCUGGUUGGGACGAGCAUUUUUCCAAAGGAAGAUGGACCAUGGUAUGUUCGUGGCAUGGGCAUCUGUGCGGCAUUCAUGUUGUCAGCCGGUGUUCUUGCAGCAGUGCUGAGGUGGGUUCUGAUCAGGGAGAACAGAAAAAUGAGAGAAGACAAGGGUGGAGGAGAUUAUGCGAGUGUUCCUCUUGAGGAGGGCGCUACUACGAGGAGAACGCAGAAGAAGUUUGAGUUCAUGUUAGCAACAACAUCACAAGAAAGUGUGCGAGAGAAGGCGGAUGGAUUCGAAAGAGAGCCAGUUGCAACAGGAAGUCCACGAAUAGCACCUCAAAAUGGUAGUCCAAUCAGCAACUUCAAGCCAGAGGCUGACCUGGAACGGGUGCCCAGAAUGUCUCGAGGCGAUACAGAAUCGAUCAAAUUUGGCGGCGAAGAAGACGAUCCGACUAUUGGCGUAUCCUUCCAGAGGUCAACGAGUCCAGCUACUGUGCACAAAAUCAAAGGUGUCACGUAUGAGAAGGUUGGCGAAAGCGGAAUCAAGCGAAUGCACAAGUUUUCGCUCUAUGAGACGCAUUCGCGCUAUUAUAUUAUUGGUUCCGAUAUCAUGGACAAACAGUACCGAGUCCUCAAGAUUGAUCGUACAGCGCCACCAGGAGUUUUGAAUAUCUUCGAAGACGAUAUCUUGUACAACGUGCGAGAGAUGAAUCAGCUGCUUUUGACUAUCGAUGAUGGUAACAAAGCGCACGGAGGCAUGAAGCUCAAGCUUGGUUUCUGGGGUUUGCUGGGCUUCGUCAGAUUCACGGAUGCAUACUAUAUGAUCUUAAUAUCGAAGCGAUCGCAAGUAGCGAUGUUGGGCGGUCACUAUAUCUACCAAGUGGACGGCACAGAGGUGGUUCCUCUUACGACUGGUCCGAUUUCACGCUUUCAGAAAGACCGCAACCCGGACGAAACGCGGUUGCUUGCUAUCUUGAGCAAUAUGGAUCUAACGCGAGGAUUUUACUACAGCUAUUCUUACAACAUCACGCGAAGUCUCCAACAGAAUAUUAUCCACGAACGAACAGCUCUCAACGAAGGAAUCGGAAAUGCUGACAGGGAUUUCCAAGAUAUGUUUGUCUGGAACAAUCAUCUUCUGGACCCUGCUCGCACUGUAUUGAAGAAUGUCUACGACUGGUGCCAGCCCACUAUACAUGGUUAUAUCGAUCAGGCCUCUCUCGAUGUUCUGGGUCGCAAGAUAUUCAUCACGAUAUUAGCUAGGCGAUCCAGACACUUUGCAGGGGCCCGGUUUCUGAAGCGUGGAACAAACGAUGAAGGGUACGUCGCCAACGACGUAGAAAGCGAGCAGAUUGUGUCGGAGGCACUCACGACAUCCUUCCACGCAGCAGGACCGCGUCUGUACUCAAACCCCACAUAUACAUCCUACAUUCAGCAUCGUGGGAGUAUCCCAGUGUACUGGACACAAGACAAUACCGGUGUCUCACCAAAGCCGGACAUCGACUUGAGCCUUGUUGAUCCCUUCUACAGCGCUGCAGCGAUUCACUUUGAUAACCUAUUCGAGCGGUAUGGCGCACCUCUCUACGUGCUCAACUUGAUCAAAGCACGAGAACGCACGGAAAGGGAGUCGAAGUUGCUUCACGAAUACAAGAACUGCAUCGACUACCUUAAUCAGUCCCUACCCCAGGACAAGAAGAUAAUAUAUGAGGCCUUCGACAUGUCCAGAGCGGCCAAGACGAGAGGACAAGACGUAAUUGGCACCUUGGAGCGCCUCGCUGAGAAGGUCCUGCAGAAAACCGGGUUCUUCCAGAACGGCGACGAGGAGUUCAAUACGCCGCAAGUACAAAACGGGGUAGCGCGGACCAACUGUAUCGACUGUCUGGACCGAACAAAUGCUGCUCAGUUUGUGAUAGGGAAAAGGGCGUUGGGUCGUCAAUUACAAGCUCUUGGCGUCAUUUCGGGGAAUACUGUUGAAUACGACUCGGACUGUGUUGAGAUGUUCACACACAUGUUUCAUGGCCAUGGAGAUGCUAUAGCAAUCCAAUACGGUGGGUCCCACCUUGUGAACACCAUGGCGACCUAUCGGAAGAUCAAUCAGUGGCAAAGCAGUUCGCGCGAUAUGAUGGAAAGCUUCAAACGAUAUUACCACAACUCGUUUCUGGAUUCUCAGCGUCAAGAAGCCUAUAAUCUAUUCCUUGGCAACUAUAUCUUCGAUCCGACUCAGCCGAUGUUGUGGGAACUGACAACAGACUAUUACCUGCAUCACGCUGAUCCGCGUUCGUUGCUCGAAAAGCCUCGUCGAGAUUAUAACCAAUGGUACACCGCCGCACAUCUCCGGGAACGCACACUUCCACCUGCGACAAUGCCAUCUAGGGUACAAAUAGCAUCGCUUGAUGUGGGGAUAAGUGCUCAUGAUGAUUACUGGCUUGAGUACUACAGACCACUGGCCAUCUCUUCGUUCCUCAAGGUCUUUGCUUUCCGGCUGUCUAACCCUCCACGUCCUGGACGAGAUUGGAGAGACAAUGUGUUUCCAUCACGUGAAGAGAACAGGUCGCCGUUUGUGCCGCGCAAGAAAGCGCAUGAACAUGAAGUGCAACGCAAAAUUUCAAAGAAAGAGAAGGCGCCCCGGAAAGGCGUCACUAUCCUCGAUCCAUCAAACGAGACUGACGCGCGCUUGAGCAACAUGAUGGCUCAGCGACGACACUAUGCACAUCUCGGCAUUCCUGAAGUCCACUCGCCUGUCAAACACUCGAUUCUUCGGGACCCUCAUUUCGAGACAUACAUGCCGUCUUCCACACCAGAAUCAUACAAUUCGAUGUACUCGCUAGCAAAUUCGACAUCGACUUCGGCGGGUCUGUCUUCAACCUUGAACAAUGGGUUCAAGCCUGCCGACAAAGCUCUCAUCAACCAGUGGACAUUGGUUCAAUUCUACGAAAACAGCAUCAACCCUUCAGUCUCUCUUGCAGAAGAAGAAGAGUACACGCGCUACAUAGAGCACCCUCUCAUCCUACCCCUCGUCGUGGGUACGGAGGUGCCAAGUGCGGACGACCCCGUUGCGACGGAAUUCUACGAGUACCUAUGCACAACUGAAGGCAGCCCCCAUAUAUCCACAAACCCAGAUGACGAAGGCGUGCGCCUCGCGCCCACCGACCUUCCCCGUCUCGACACCGACAUCAACUCCCUCUACUCCUUCCAAUCCCAAGCACGCCCCACAACUUCCCACUCCGUCAGCACACCCUUUUCCCACGCACCUUCAUACUCAUACCCAUAUCCGCACAACCCCCACCCGCACCUCGAAACCUCGUUCCUCGACGGCGUCGGCGUCGCGCCAGCGCUGCAAUCAUACACUACGCUCGGCAACGGCAAGUUCCAAACCGCGGAGGAGGACAUUGAAGAGUUUGAGGAGUUCCUCCAGGUCAAGGAUAAUCCGCUGGAUGUUGAGGAUGACGAUGGGACUGCGAAGAGGUAUAAGGCUUAUCGGCAGUGGCUGAGGGGGAAGAGUUUCUUCAAGCAAAGUAAGGUUGAUCCCGAGUGGCAGAAUCAACUCCCUGUUAGGUAGGGGGGGUUGGGCUUUUGGACUUUGGGGAGUUUUGGUUGGCGUUGUUGUGUGCGGGGUUUGCAUUGUUAGCAUUUGUUUCAUUGGGUGGUCGUUUUGGGGGGUUGUUUGGUAGUGUAUUCAAUGAGCU